Pogoniulus pusillus (Red-fronted tinkerbird) is the source of this 836-nucleotide messenger RNA. RefSeq names its product feather keratin B-4-like. Lineage: Eukaryota; Metazoa; Chordata; Aves; Piciformes; Lybiidae. Gene Ontology annotation, molecular function: structural constituent of cytoskeleton. The transcript is spliced from 2 exons. Gene Ontology annotation, cellular component: intermediate filament. The coding region runs from base 16 to 489 and encodes 157 amino acids. The record is from RefSeq and is a predicted model, not a curated record.
GCAAUUGGCCGGCGAAUGGCUACGUGCUCGGAGCCGGCUCUGAGCUCCUCGGGAGCUGCAGGACAAGGUAUAAAAGCCCAGCACCGGCAGAGCUGCUCCCAUCCUCUUCUCCUGCUUCUCUCUGCCUGGGGAAAGGACCCACUCCAUCCUGCAGCCAUGUCCUGCUAUGACCUGUGUGCCCCCAGCUCCUGCGGGCCAACCCCCCUGGCCAACAGCUGCAGCGAGCCCUGUGUCAGGCAGUGCCAGGACUCCACCUACGUCAUCCAGCCCUCGCCUGUGGUGGUGACGCUGCCAGGACCCAUCCUCAGCUCCUUCCCCCAGAACACCACCGUGGGCUCCUCAGCCUCUGCAGCCGUGGGGGAUGCCCUCAGUGCUGGAGGGGUCCCCAUCAACUCGGGCAGCUCCUCGGGGCUGGGGGCCCUCAGCUACUCGGCUCUGGGUGGCCUCUACGGGAGGCCCUCCAGGCGCUACAACCGGUGCGGGCCGUGAGAGCGCCUCGGGGGGAGCAAACCACAGGAGCUUGGAAGCGUUGACCUGGAUCAGGACUGGAUUCGUGACCACGGCCACUUGCUUGCUGCCACCCCCCCUCAGCUUGCCCCCAGGCAGGAGCUUGGCAUUGCUGAUUUUCUGUUGUUGACGAGCUGCAAGAGUGCCACUUUGGCUGCUGCAUGCAGGAGUUGGUGUCCAGCUGCGGAGCGGUGCCCUGAACUGGAUGAUUUGGUCUGAUCCAACUCAGCCCUUUGCUCUCUUUACAUUUGGAAUGGUUUUGUUGUUUGUUUGGUUGUUUUUUAACCAUUCUGUUUCUUACUCAUUAAAUUUGUGGUGCAUCAUCUUCA